AUGGUCAACUUCGUCCUCGGCGCCGUCGCCACCCUGGCCGCUGUGGCCCCCCUCGCCGCCGCCGCACCCGCCGCAACUCCGGCCCCCGAGAUCUUCUCCUUCGCCAAGUGGGUCGACGGCGUCAUCGCCAACCCACACGGCGACAACCUCACGCCCGAGGAGGCUGUCGAGGCGUACUAUAAGUCCGUCAACGCCUCCGAGGCGGCUGCCUUGGACUGGGACUACGGUCGCGCCCGCAAGCGUGACGAUGCCACUGAGGGAGCUACCCCGGACUGGGAUUAUGGCAAGCGUGACGAGGUCCCUGAGGCAGCUACCCCUGACUGGGACUAUGGCCGCGUUCGCAAGCGUGCCACGUGCAACACCAUCGCCGGCACGCAGGCUUCGGUCGCCGACGCCGUUUCUUGCAUCAACUACCUCGCCGGCCUCGGCAGUACAUCGUGCGUGGUCUCCAACGCGAAGAGCCACUUCUGCACCAUCGGCAACGCGCAGAUCACGGGCGUCACUUCGGGCAGCAUUCCCGCGGCCUCUUCCUGCAAUGAUGUCGCGCGUGGUGCUGGCUAUAUCAUGGACGCGUGCACUCUGAAGGACAAUACUGUCCAGGGUUCUGAGUUCGCGUACGGCAACGGGGAUCUCCUCGUCUGGAUCCGCAAGCCUGAGUAA
Colletotrichum aenigma is the source of this 660-nucleotide messenger RNA. RefSeq lists its product as uncharacterized. The coding region runs from base 1 to 660 and encodes 219 amino acids. The record is from RefSeq and is a predicted model, not a curated record. The transcript is spliced from 3 exons. Lineage: Eukaryota; Fungi; Ascomycota; Sordariomycetes; Glomerellales; Glomerellaceae.